This is a messenger RNA of Closterium sp. Yama58-4, 372 nucleotides long. Lineage: Eukaryota; Viridiplantae; Streptophyta; Zygnematophyceae; Desmidiales; Closteriaceae. The record is from the annotation of a GenBank genome assembly.
AUGCACGAGCUCUCACAUUUCAACAUUUCGCGUGUCGCCUACAGCAAGACAAAGCCACUGAAUUUAUCAACAUCUCAACCGACCGUGAUCAUCCUGUGCAUUUUAAGGAGAUCGUUGAUCUGGAACAACACGACCAAGCAUAUUGUCAAUAGUCAUGACAGCUCAUCAAAAGAGAUCACCAUACUGAUGAAAAACAAGGGGAUCGACCUCAGGAAUGAUUCUUUCCACGUCCUUCAGAUCGAGAUGGAACGGGUUGUGAUAAUGACACCAAAGUCACAGGGGCCUCAAGACGAGGGUCUGUUGGAGUACCUUGAGAAGGUGAUGGGAACGAACAAGUACAACGAGCAGAUCAAGGAAAAAUCCCAACGGUAA